GCUCUUCCUGCAGGCACUGCCCCCUAUCUCAUUGGCUGCAACUUCUGUGCAUCGUUAUUUUAUCCACUAAUUACGUUUAAUAGUUGCAGUACAAAUUUGGGUCUGUUGAUUUAUGGUUCCAUACUUAUUUUGUUUCCAGAAGUAUUUUUACCACAUUCCUUGAUUGGCCUUACUAGACUGUCUUUUUGCAUUUUUUUCUUAAACUGUCACAAUUACCUGUUACAUAAAAUUGUUUAUGAAACUUGACCUGUUUUCCAACCAUGGAACUCACAGUUGUGUAGAUCUGUGAGGCCUCAAUUAUUAAAAUAUUUAUUUAGAGACUCUUACCUGCCACCCAAAAUCUUACUUGACUUUUGUGCACCAUUUCUCACUAUAUAUUUUAGAAUUGUGCAUCAAUCUGUCUGUCCGUGAGUCCAUUUGUCUAAGAAAACUUCCUAAAGAGUAAGAGCUAGGACUGCCAAAUUUGGUACGUAGCUCUUAUCAUAACUUAAAGCAAGAUAAGAGUUUGGUUGUGUGAAGACAAAAGAUCUGCCUGGAAUUUAGUUGUUUUUAAUGAAAUAGAAAGGGAGGUGUCUGUCAGGAAGGAUAGUUAAGCUACAGAAUGACCACAGAGGGGACAGCAAGGAGCCAAAGAUGAGGACUGGGAUAGCUAUAACUCCAUUGGGUCUGCAGGGGUAGAGAAAAGGGACUGCUAUCUACUGUAUAUUUCAGAGCAUUUGUCUUCCUGUGUAUGUCUGUCCACCAGCUGGGGGACAUGCACCCCUCCCUCAGCUCUUCCCGUUGCGGUGGUUAUGGACAGAUCCUUCUUGCUUAACCCCAAGAUGCUGCAGUGAAAGGAUGCUAGGGUAGUCCUCUUUCCCCAGGUCAGCUUGCAUACUGAACCCCUCAUCCUAAACCCCACCCCAAAACAAUUAUUUUAAAUUAAUAAAACCAAAACUCAUUUGAGUUAGACCUAAGCAAUGCCGGAUAAAUUGAAUUUUAUAAAAAAUGUAGUGAUGUUUCCCUGAAAAAUCAGAAAUGUCUCUAUUUCUGUUCUAUUAUUCCUGUUAGUAUUGCAGAGUUCUGUCCUGGUUUAUGUAAACCCCAUUAGACUGGCUACUUGAAGCAAUUACAAACCAGCUAAAGUGAUAAAACUGGUUGCACACUGAGUGUGUCUGUACUACAGAAACUUUUACUUAAUUUGUUGUACAGUAAUAUUCCCCUCCCCCCACAUUUAAAUAAAUCUCCUGGUUAUUGCCCCACCAUUCCCUCCCAAACUAUAAUCAGAUCAAUGUUGGCACUUGUGAGAGUGACAAGCUUAUUGGCAGCUGAUCUGAACCACAUCUGUAUGUAGCUGGCAGCUGCUCCACACUGAGGAAAGACAUUCACAUUCAGCUCACUUUCCCCUCAUCAUGGGAGAAAACUGGAUUGGGUCAAGGAAUAAUGGGGAUGGGAACAAGGAACCAAAACCUGAGAGUUAUGAUAGAGAUAGAAUGUACAGUACAGCGUGUGUUAGUAAGAAAUACCACAUUAGAUAUCUAGAGUGGAGAGGAGCGUGCAUCUAGGACCUAUAGGGAGAAGAAAAAAUGAUGGAAAAGGGAGGGAAAGACCACUGUUCAGUUUUCAAUCUCUUUUCCUCACCAGCAAACUCUUCUCCUUCACUUACACUGGUUUUAACAAGUCUGAUCAGAGUGUAUUUUAUCAAUAAUAACAAAUUGUUUAGAAAUGCAAGGACUUUAAAAACAGUCAAUACCCAUGCCUAAUCUAGCAGGUAUAAUUUCUUCAGGCACCCCACCCUGUGUCUCUAGCCCCUCUUCUGGAUCAUUACUCUCCUUCUUUUUAACCUGUCAGAAGUCUUUGUCCUGUGUUUACAGGAGUCUUGUGGAUUACCUGAAGAAAGGAGCAGAAAUCUUCCAGGUCAAGCUACCACCAAUGAUGGAAAUCAUAACUGCUGAACAGCUGAUGGAAUAUUUAGGUGACUAUAUUCUUGAUGCAAAACCAAAAGAGAUAUCGGAAAUUCAACGACUAAAUUACGAGCAGAAUAUGAGUGAUGCAAUGGCUAUCCUACAUAAGCUACAGACGGGUCUGGAUGUUAAUGUGAAGUUCACUGGUGUACGAGUAUUUGAAUACACCCCUGAAUGCAUAGUGUUUGAUCUUCUUGAUAUUCCCCUAUACCAUGGAUGGCUAGUGGAUCCUCAGAUUGCUGACAUCGUGAAGGCAGUUGGUAAUUGUAGUUACAAUCAAUUGGUGGAGAAAAUAAUCUGCUGCAAACAGUCAGACAACAGUGAACUGGUUAGUGAAGGAUUCGUAGCUGAACAAUUUCUGAACAACACAGCUACUCAGUUGACAUACCAUGGGUUAUGUGAGCUGACUUCAGCAGUUCAGGAAGGAGAACUCUGUGUGUUCUUCAGGAACAACCAUUUUAGCACCAUGACCAAAUAUAAGGGUCAGCUUUAUCUGCUGGUGACAGACCAGGGUUUUCUUACAGAAGAGAAAGUUGUCUGGGAAAGUUUACACAAUGUAGAUGGUGAUGGAAAUUUCUGUGACUCUGAGUUCCACCUUCGGCCUCCAUCAGACCCAGAAACUGUAUAUAGAGGGCAGCAGGAUCAAAUCGAUCAGGACUAUCUAAUGGCAUUGUCUCUACAACAAGAGCAGCAGAGCCAAGACAUCAAUUGGGAGCAGAUCCCAGAAGGAAUCAGUGAUCUAGAGCUGGCAAAAAAGCUGCAGGAAGAGGAAGAUAGACGGGCUUCUCAGUACUAUCAGGAGCAAGAACAAGCAGUUGCAGCGGCUGCUCAGGUCCAGCAGGUACAAGGAGCUGCUUCUCCAGCAAGUGGAAAACAAUCUGGAAGUAGUGAACGCAAACGAAAAGAACCACGAGAGAAAGAGAGGGAGAAAGAGAAAGAAAAGAAUAGUUGUAUUAUUUUGUAACAGGGGAUGGAUUUUGCCAGGAGUCAUCAACUGCAUGUCCUCAAACAAAAACAAGGAAUAAAAUGAAGACAAACCCGUUACAUGCCGCCUGUGCCUGAUUAUCCCAUGGAUUUAUUCACGUUUAAGGAGAGGAUGGGUGACUACUUCGUUACAAUCAUACAGACUUUCUUCAGAGUUAUACAGCGUGCUCUGCGUAAGAUGGAAUUUCAUUACAGUUGGAUGCGGCUGUGCUUCAACUCAGUCACAGGAAAUAUUGCACCUUGUAGCUAAACAUACAAAUCAUGGCAAGUUUUGUGUCAGUGACAUACAUUUCGUAUAAUAUCAGUUAGUAAGCUAUUUCAUCUUCUGAUCUAAACAAAGAAAGGAGGUAAUUAAUUUUGUCCUGAAAUCUUUACAUCAACACAACAGAAUCCUGUAUUACUUCUCAUGGUCUGACAAUAUAACUUAGAUUGUGUAUUUAUGGUUUUAGACCCCAAUGAGUGUUGAAGCACGCUGCUUCAAUAACACACCCAGAUUCCUUUAAAUCAAGAGCCAGUAGACCAUUCUUUAAGUGAUAUAUGUGUGUGUGUAGGGUUAAUUCUACCACUCAUGGCCUUUGCCCUAUGCAGAAGUUAUUUGUUAAACAGCAUAUGGAUAAUUGUGUGUCAUGUGGGUUGUCUGUUGAUAAGCAAGAUAAAGAUUCAUUAUUGCUUUUGUCACAGUUAUAAAGCUUGGGAUCACAACUCAGAUCUUAUCAGGGUCAGACUCAAAUAAUGUAAUAGUUUUUUUUCUUUGUUUAGUAUCUUCUGUUACAGGUAAACUGGACCAGAGAAGUUUUUGUUAUUUGACUUCUCCAUGCAACACAUGAGCAGUGGUAGGAAUCUGAAGUCUCUAAUAAUGCUUGUCCUGUGUAGGAAUGCAGAAUUAAAAUGACUAACUUAAUAUCUGCCUUUGUCCAGAAGUACUUUUCAUAAUUAAUUAACAUCACUUUAAUGUAUCCACUUGUAUAUUUAAGCUAGUGUACUGUGUAUAAAUACUUUUAAAAAUUAUGUAUAGUAAAAAGCACACUUUUUGCAGGGUGAGAGAAAGGAUCAACUAGUCUCUCAAAUUGUUUGGAAAGGCACUCAGAUAUAGUAUCACUUUUUUGUUUAAAUCACUAAAUGAGAAUUAUGGGAAACUGCUACAGAAAUAACCAGUUUUUCUAAUUUAUGGGAACCAAAUAAACAUGUUACAUCUUGUAGUAUUAAGUUACAUAAACAGAAUACUUGUUGAAUUUUAUUAUGAGGUUACUACAAAUCCUUUCAUUUAAGCAGGGAAAGUCAAUUACUACCUUGUUACUGGUCUUUUUGAUAAAGUUAUUUAGCAAUUUGUAGACAUUUGAAAAAAAUGCUUCUGCUGGAAAACAGUUCUGAUUCACAUUUUGAGUUUUGGUAAGUGCAUUAAUGUAUCUGAGCGUAGAAAAAUUGAAAGCCGCCAACUGGAAUAUGGUACUAAUAUUGUGUGGCUUGAGGGACGUCCACAGAACUCAAAAUUUAAAAAAUCCCUCGAUUUCUGAAUGUGAGUCCAGAAUUAAAUAAAUGCUAUAGAGUUGUUUCAAACAGAAUUGCCAAUGUAAUUGGAAUGAGUCAUUGCACAAAUCUGUUACAUAUUUAAAUAAACAAUUUGGUUGAUAAAGUAGGAAUAGUUUUGGCAAUAAAUGAAGGGCCAGUCUGGAUAACUGUUUCUUCUCAGCUUUUUAAAAUCAAUUUGUUAUAAAAAGGAAGUUGUUAUACUGAAGUUAUGAUGACUGAAGGGGCUCUCUUUCAGACACACCUUAGAUACAAAAUUCUUUUUGUACUGGGAUAGACUUUUUGUAUACCUUGGUAAUUACUAUAGAAAGGUCAUUAAUACUUUUUUCAAAUGUAUGCCAGUUAAAAUAAUGGUAUUCUCUGUCAAAUCAAACAAUUUUCCAUAUUCCAUUUGCUGAAGCAAUCCAUUUCUUCAGACAAGUUUAUACUAACAUAACCAGAAACAUAAAUGUAAGCGUUUCCUUUAAUCACAACAGAAAGUAUUGACAUAUUGUAUUGGAGGGACAAAAGCUUUUAACAAUAUUUUUUAAAAGUCAGUCUGUUACUGAAGAGAGACAUUUCCAAACUCAGUUACAUUUAAUACUCUUGAAAAAUAAAUGCCAAGUUACGCUUUUGUUACCUUAUUUCCAAUGACAAUAUUACCAUUUCACAUUCACUUUUAAAACACAUUAACAGAUGGUUAUUGUUAGUAUCAAGUACAUCUUUUCUG
This is a messenger RNA of Pelodiscus sinensis (Chinese soft-shelled turtle), 5163 nucleotides long. Lineage: Eukaryota; Metazoa; Chordata; Testudines; Trionychidae. The record is from RefSeq and is a predicted model, not a curated record.